UCGCCCGUUUCUCCCGAGUCGUAACUCAGAUGUCCGACAGAGCAUACAGACCGGCGCUUUAAUAUGUAUUAGAAUAGUAUUUAUCAUGUGAACUGUGAGUUUUCUCAGUGUCGUUCACUGUCACAACACCGCUGUCUGUCUGAAACAUGUCUGUACACAUACCGAUCACUGGCUGAACGACCAGCGCACAGACCUUCCGAUUAACGAUAACGACACGAGUUAAACAAACAAAGCACAGUCCCUUGGCUGUAUCCAAAAGUGUGCCGUCUACCCAAACAACUCUUUUGGCCGUCACGCGCGUUCCAAAAGAAUUCCUGAGCAUUUUAGGCGCGUUCCAAACGUUCGAUUUGUUCAGAACGCGCCCAUGAUGCCCAGAAACGCGGUCUCGGCAGGCAGCACUCUAUUUUUGAGACAGCCUCUGUGCGCUUGUGUUGGCUGUGCUCACAUGCCCCCGAUACCGCGAUGUUGUUGAUUCCCAGAAGAGGUGACAUCAUCGUUUCAGUGCUGAUCUGUUAGGAGGGGGGAGUAAACACUCUUCACAGCUAUAGCUGGCCAUGUACAGGUCUCGAGAUGGGUUGCUGUCGAGUUAAAGGCAUUGGCAAUGAGCAGAUUAUUGCCUUGGGAUCUGCACUUCUCAAUAACUUCAUCUAUGAACGAGUUCGUCGCCAUGGAAACAGUGAAGCUGAAUUAACCCGAAGUCAACUGAGUGAUGUGGAUCUGUGCGACCCCAGCCAUAAACGUCUUGCGCAGUGUUUGCAGCAGAUUGGAGACGAGCUGGAUGGAAAUGUGCAGCUGCAAAGUAUGUUAAAUGACUCCACUCUUCAACCAACUCGAGAAGUCUUCCUGAAAGUGGCCCAUGAGAUCUUCUCUGAUGGGAAGUUUAACUGGGGCAGAGUGGUGGCACUUUUCUACUUUGCGUGUCGGCUUGUCAUCAAGGCUAUUAUAACCAAGAUUCCUGACAUCAUAAGAACCAUCAUAAACUGGACUAUGACCUACAUUCAGGAGCACGUUAUUAACUGGAUCAGGGAACAGGGUGGAUGGGAGGGAAUCCGCUCCUAUUUCGGAACCCCAACAUGGCAGACUAUUGGCGUUUUCCUGGCCGGGGUGCUCACCACGGUUGUGGUGAUCCGCAAAAUGUGAAAAGACUGGCAGGAAGGUGGAGAGCAAGAGAAGAGAGAGUUGAGACAAAGGACAGAGAGUGAAACAGACCAGCAAAAGAGAACAGAAAGGAUGAGGGGGAAGAGGAAGGGAUUUGGAGUAGAGAUGCACAGAAAAAGACAAAUAAGAGAGUUGAAAAUGGCCUCAACUAAUCAAAAGAGAGAGGAGGAGGAAAGAGUGAGAGUCCAGCAUGAUGCAGAUGUCUUGAGCACUCUUGUUACUCCUGAGCUUGUGCUCUUUCUCAUCUACAACUUUAAAACUUGAUAACAUUUGCACUGAAAAUCAGAGAUUAUCGCGUAAGAGUUCGGGGUUAGGCUUGAUUUUAGCUAUUUAUUUUUAGUUUGGGCUUGUGGGUGUCUAGGACAUAUUUCCUCAUUAUGUUAUUUUUAUUUUUCAUCCUUGCAUGCGAUAAAUAGUUAUGAUAGCUUAUAAAUGGAAUUAUUAUUAUUAAUAUAUUAUUAUUAUUAUCGUUAUGAUAAAAGCAUAAUUGUAUCUUGUCUUAUUGUCUUUUUUUAGCGCAUUGUUAUCUGAAAGGGUAGAAAUGGGUUCAGACUCUAUUCUGCUGAUAUUUUAAUUUCCUGUCUCUUCCUCAUCCUCCUCGUCUUUUUUUUUUUUUCCACUGUCUCCUUUAGUUCUUCACGGUAGGGGUUACAAAGUGUCUGUGAAGUUGAUUGUACUUGAAGGUUUAGCCUCUUAAGAGUUCAUGAAAUGUUUGCAACAGCAUUUGAGAAGUGCAGUCAACCAAUCAGCACUCGUGUUCUGGUUUGUGGGCGUGUCUUCAUCAGCAAGCCCCUCCUACGACAGGGAUGGACAAUACUAGUGACUCUUAAAUGAACUGAACUUCUCUGAGCCAUGAUGAGCGUGUUUUUUACAGAACCAAAUAUUUUCCUUUUCUAAAAAUUCUUUUGGAUUCGACAAUCCAAAGACUUCAGAUGCAGGUGCAGAUUCUUUGGCGUAAAGCAGUUCGCUUGGCUUGAGCUGGUGCAAACAUUCGGUCUUGCAGGAAAUAUCAUGCCGAAUAGUUGAGCUUGUCCUCUCAGCAAGGUCUUCUCAGUACUGUAUUUUUAAGAUGGUUGGCAAGACCCACAAUCCUACAUUUAGUUGCAAUUGUUCUUUUUUUUAUAUAUAUACUUGUUUAUCUUUUGGUUGUUUGGGUACAGUUUCAUAUUCUUUUAUUUUAUGGUUCUUUCGUUGACAGUGCCUUGGCCUUUUUAUAUUAGCCACCACUUUUUCAUCUUUUUCUACAUCUUUGUAAACCGGUAUAAAAUUGUGCACCCUAAGGCAGUCUGUCUACUGUUUGAGCCCAUGAGUUUGUUUUGUAAGCUGUAAAAUUAAACAAUAAAUUGUUUUUAUGUAUUUCAA
This is a messenger RNA of Carassius auratus (goldfish), 2520 nucleotides long. Its product is annotated as apoptosis regulator BAX. Gene Ontology annotation, biological process: regulation of apoptotic process; intrinsic apoptotic signaling pathway in response to DNA damage; release of cytochrome c from mitochondria. The record is from RefSeq and is a predicted model, not a curated record. The transcript has 6 exons. Gene Ontology annotation, molecular function: BH domain binding; channel activity. Lineage: Eukaryota; Metazoa; Chordata; Actinopteri; Cypriniformes; Cyprinidae. The coding region runs from base 571 to 1140 and encodes 189 amino acids. Gene Ontology annotation, cellular component: mitochondrial outer membrane.